AUGGCGGAUGUUUUGAAGUCGCUGGUGACUCAAAGUUGUUUCAGCGUUUUACAGGACAGACUGGACAGAUGGCAAAGAGAGUAUCAUGUCAUCUCCUGUGACGAGAACAUGAAUCGGUGCUGUGAGAUGAUAGAAUUUACAGCCCAAAUCCAAGGACAACUUUUUGCUGUCCUUAACGCUGUAGCUGCUGAAGGUAAUCACACGGAGGGAGUGUCCACUCUCAAAACACGCCUGCUUCCAUGGCUGGGGGCUUGUUUUUCCUCAUCUACCACUGCCUGUAAAGACGGCGGUUAUCGGUUCCCGAAUUUGUCAGAGAGAGAUCGUAAGAUGACAGAGUCAAACACUGGCGACCUGAGCGACUUGCAAUGGAUGGAAUCACAGCUGUGCUCCACUCGACUGCAGCUGGACCUGGUCAAAGCUGAGCUGGAUGAUGCUCACAGGGAUCUGAACAAGACCAAGAACCAAACAGCCAACACUUUGAUGGCCACCGAGGAUGAACUACUACAACUAAAAGAAGAUCUGAGAGCAGCUCACUUACAAAAUGAGCUCUACAAGUCCAAACUGGAAUCUUAUAACGAUUUCGAGCGUCAGAUGUCCAGGUUGAAGGGCGAAGUGUCGUAUCUGAGCUCACAGAGGCUGGGCAGGAGCAGUAUGGAGAGGUCUCAAUCAGGUGUCUGUGGCGCCUCCACGCGUUCACAGUUUACCGCUUCCUCCCGCUUGCUGCGUGUGGUGUCUCGCUUCCAUGAACUGUACAAUGUGGAGCGCAAAGAGGCACAGUUGCAACUUCAGGGCUACUUGAACGACUUGGAGACAGUCCAGAGAAUCAUAUUCAUCGCCGUGGUGGAGUCCUUUAAGGCAGCGAAACUGGCUUACCGCCUUUUCAAGCUGCGUGCUCGCAAGACUCUCGCCUCUUGUCACUUGGGGCCUGAAAGUCUGGAAGACACCGUGAUGGACUACAUCGUCCGAAACCAGGACCUGUACGAUGUGCAAAACAGUGUCGACGAAGUACUCAGCACCAUGAACCUUAACCCUCGCAUUGCCUCCAUCCCAAAAGUCAAUUUUGCUGUGGCCUCUCCCUUGAUUAGGGAGGCGUGCAAGCUGGCCUUCACCAUGCAGACGUUGGACCCGCCCAUUGAUUUGGCAUUCGCGAGCAAUGGGGAACUUUACAUCAGCAACAAAUACCGUCGCAGCCCCGACUCAGACGCCUCGGCCCAGCUAGUAUUGUACCACGUAUGGCCCGCUCUGAUGCAGGGCGGUACUGUCCGCGCUAAGGGCGAAGUCGUGACCAAGAAAGGGGCCGUGUGGACCAGAAGUCCAUUCAGCUUCGUACGCUCCCGCUCUUUGAGUCCAGCUCGCAAUCUCGUAAGUGUGCACACGCCAAAAUACGAACCUUGA
Messenger RNA from Nerophis lumbriciformis (worm pipefish), 1395 nucleotides. NCBI's taxonomy places the organism in Eukaryota, Metazoa, Chordata, Actinopteri, Syngnathiformes, Syngnathidae. The record is from RefSeq and is a predicted model, not a curated record.